UCUGCAGUGAAAACCCUCCUUGUUUUCUGUUGCUAGGCAACCCCAUUCCAGCUGCCCUUGAAGAAAUGUGCGGUGGUGGGAAAUGGUGGGAUUCUGAAGAAGAGUGGCUGUGGCCGUCAAAUAGAUGAAGCAAAUUUUGUCAUGCGAUGCAAUCUUCCUCCCUUGUCAAGUGAAUACACUAAAGAUGUUGGAUCCAAAAGUCAUCUAGUGACUGCUAACCCCAGCAUAAUUCGGCAAAGGUUUCAGAACCUGCUGUGGUCCAGAAAGACAUUUGUGGACAACAUGAAAAUCUAUAACCACAGUUACAUCUACAUGCCUGCGUUUUCUAUGAAGACAGGAACAGAGCCAUCCCUCCGAGUUUAUUAUACACUGUCAGAUGUCGGUGCCAAUCAAACAGUGCUCUUUGCGAACCCCAACUUUCUGCGUAGCAUUGGAAAGUUCUGGAAAACUAGGGGAAUUCAUGCCAAACGCCUGUCCACAGGACUCUUCCUGGUGAGCGCGGCCCUGGGCCUCUGUGAGGAGGUGGCCAUCUUUGGCUUCUGGCCCUUCUCUGUGAAUAUGCACGAGCAGCCCAUCAGCCACCACUAUUAUGAUAACGUCUUGCCCUUUUCUGGCUUCCACGCCAUGCCAGAGGAAUUUCUCCAACUCUGGUAUCUUCAUAAAAUUGGUGCACUGAGAAUGCAGCUAGACCCGUGUGAAGACACCUCACUCCAGCCCACUUCCUAGGGACAGUGGAUAAAGAAGGAACUAAGCCAGGGUAUUUUUGUUAGGUUUUCUACAUGACUGCAAAAGGAAAUGUUCAAGUCAUUUCAUGGGUUUGUCUGGGACGCUUGGAAACCACAACCCAAGGGAAAGUCUACUUGGAAUUUUAGCUUGGAGGACAAAUGGGACUGGAAACAUUCCAUGAAAUGUUUUAUAGCACAUUGUGUAUUUGCAAUGAGUAGCAUUUUGAUGAAAUGAUUUUGGUAAAGCACAUUUACAUGGUUUAAACCUAGAAGGUGCAGUUCACAAACAAGAUGGAACUCUAGUUUUUGAGGCUGAAGAGUUAAGGUAAAAUAAAGGAAAUGCCAGGGCAAACGUGUUACUGAUUAUCAAUAUAAACAGGCUUAAUUUAAAAAAACCUAUUUAUGAAGACUGAUAUUAGAAUCAUAGGUUUUUUAAAAAGUAUUUAUUUUUGCCCUAUUUAGGGACAGUGAGUGGGUAAUGGGGUAGAUUUUAAAAAUUCCCUUAUGGAGUAAUAAGGAUUCAAAACACUGCAGAUGAUAUUGUGAUUUGUUGAACCAAGUCUGUGUUAACUAUAGUCCCCGUCCAUUUAAAAAGUGUUAAAUAAGAAUUGCUUCCUCCCCAUUUGUCAAGUCUACUUAGACAAUGUAAAGCAUUGUUGAUUAUAGACUGUGUUGAUUCAUAGUCUGGAUAACACAAACCACUUUCCCUCCUCCUCAGAAUUAAGGGCAUAAAUUCAAUUUUAGGUCUGCAUUGUAUCAGCCUGUUUGCAUUAUUAUUAUUUUAGUGCACAAAGACUAUAAAUAUGAGUACAUUAUUUAUUUGCAAAUUAUUUACAUGAUUGUCUUCAUAAUUUCAUGUUCAGAGAUAAAGCAAAGCACAAUGAUGUAAAGCUUAGUCUCUGGACUGGACGACUCAUCCCUUGUCUAUCUACCAUGGUAUAUUCACUCGAAGGUAUAUAUGCAUGCACACCUACAAACAUGCAUAUAUUCAUACAUAUUCAUGUACACACACAUACACACACACUUAAAGUUCAUUCCCAUGCAACUCUGAAAGCUGAACCCACGUGACCUGGUAUUUCAAAAAUCUGUAACCAGUGUUGGAGAGGUAGACAUGUAUUAUGUGCUACCCACUACACUUUGAUAUAAGACAUACCAGCUUACUGGUUGCUGCUCGUAAUGCUCAUACCAGCAUGACAUGUAAGCCUUACCCCCAAAACGCUUACCCAAAAUGAGCAGAAUUGUGUUAGUCAUUCUGACUAAAUCACACAAAUGGACCCUGCGUUGAGCAUGGUCACACAAGGCCGGUCCAUACAAGUAAAGGGAUAUGAAUUAGCAGCUAUCUAUUGUCUUAGGAGCAGUUAGGACUACUUAGAAAGCCACUCUACUGACAGGCUACAAGCAGCCAGAUGUGUUUACAUAUAAGAGAAAAGUAAAGGAAGCUUUUCAUUGUGUCUGUGCUUUGGGAAUGCCUUAAUCUAAAAGGAGACACUAGAAAUCACUAUCUUUAUUUUUUUUAAGUAUUACCAAAAUUUAGGUAAACUGUGCCAAAAAGUUGUUUCAUUUUUAAUGGUAGAAAAUUAGUACACAAUAUAGAUUAAAACUGGUGGCAGUUUUUUACCGGUUACUUUAAAAGCUAUGAAGGUAACAAUGCCCUUGGAAAAAACCUACACCAUCAGAAUAGGCAAUUUCUAAAUAAGGUUGAAUAUUGAGGUUAUUGUAGAAAUCAGCAGUUGAAAUAUGACUGGUUGACAUAACACACAUUAUAUUGAUACUUAGAAAGUUAAGAAUUUGAGUAUUGAUUAUAUGCAGAACUGGUUCACUAUUUUUAUCCUAUAUGGCAGCAAAAAUGUAAUGAGAAUGUACUAUUGAGUGAGCUGUGUUAAAUAUUCACUAUAUGUGCAAUCUUGAAUAUACUUCCUCUUUUGAGCUAUUGUUAUUUAAUAAUUACCUUAAAAAGGAAUACAUUUUUACCUAUACACAUCAUCAAAAAUAUAAAAGGACUAACGAAAAACAAAUACAAAUGUUAAUAGAAUAUGUGUCACUCAAAUUAGUGCUUUAAUUGUUAAAAUUGUUACAGUGUCAUUAAUGAGCUCCAUAAAGCCCAUGCAUCACAAUUCCAUUGAAAAUACUAUCUAGAAAUGUUACAUCUUGUUAUGAUUCCUCAGAUAGAUUUGUGCAAUAGAUUUGUAUAACGGCUCAGUCUAUAAAUUUGUGGCUUCUGAUAUGCAAAACAGAAAUAUCCCAAACUGAUAGUGUUUAAUUACACCCGUGCUUCUCACCUGGGGUGAUUUUCUCCCCCAUCUGGUGACAUUUGGCAAUGUCUGGAAACAAAUGUGAUUGUCAUGAUUUGGAGGGUGCUACUGGCAUCUAGACAGGGGUCCUGCCAAAUAUCCACAAGGCACAGGUCAGGUCAGAUCCCCCAUAGCAAAGUAUUACCCAGUCUAAAAUGUCAAUAAUGCCAAAGCUGAGAAACCCCAGAUUAGACUAAAGGGAUAUUUUGAUUGUUCCAUAUUGUCUUCACUUAAGGAUAUACAUACUUGCUGAUGUCAUUCAAAGUAUGACUCCAAUUUAAUGAGAAUAUUUUCUUAGAGUAGAUUACAGUUUGCCAUUACUUUACAGUGACAACUCAUAGUUAUACCACACCUAUUUCCUUUCCUGUGGUUAGAUAGAUUUAUCUAAACCUAGGGUUGUGAGUGUCUGUGCUUAUGUGUGUGUGUGUGUGUGUGUGUGCAUGUGUGUAGAAUAACAUGCAUCUCUAUCCUUACUAAAAAUACAUGUGUCCCUAAGUGAGGCUCUCUCUAGAGUUAUCUUGCAGAGUACUCUGGUAUACUCUAUUACUAUUAAGAAAUCGAAUUCUAAACUUUCAUUAUUUUAUUUUGUUUUUCUGAAAAGGAGGCCUUUGGAAUUGUGCCUCAUACUUUGUCAAAUUUGGUCAAUGACAUUUUCAUAUUACUGACCCUUAAGAUUCAGCUCAGUGAUAUUCAGGUUAUGGUAGACAUGCAGUAAGAAAUAGUUCAUCACUUUCGAUGCAUCUGCCAAGAGAGGACAUAACCCUCUAACAUUAGUCUAAUUUUUAAAGUGAUUUUAGUGACAAAAAUUAGGUUGCUCAACAGGAGCAAUAGAGGAGGUGAUGGGACUGAAAAUGAGGACCUGAUGAGACUUUGUGUUAGCUGUAUUAGCUCGCAUUUGAGAACUGUAUUGAUGCUAAGGGUCAUGAAUGAGGAUGAGCUCUCUCAUUUUAAUUACACUUCAGUAAAAUUAAGAUAGGUGAAGGAUUAAGUCAUUCCAUAAGAAAGGAAAACAAUUUUUCACAUGAAAAGUUUUCAUAUGGAAGAAGACUUUAGACACAUAAGCUUUAUAUACAGAGUAUUUGACCAUCAGCUUAUAUAAUGUUGUGCAUCUAAACUGCAAUUAAUUCGAGAAGUUUAGGAUUACUUCCUGGAUUUUGUUUCUGUUCAGUUCACUUUUAGCUAUUUCAACAAAGGUAAAUGAUCCAAAAUGGCAGCUGUUUUGACAAUACUCUGUGUUGGGCUUUGUGAGAUCUCAUGCCCUUUUCUUGGCUAAAAACUUUGUUUAAGUUAAAUAUAAAUUGUACCUGGAGCAAUUGAGAACAUGGCUUAAAAAUCUACUUGGAAUAUAAUUGAAGGAACUCUAGGAUUUUAAAUUUGCCAAAAAUAUUCUUAGAUCAAUCAAAAGCUUUACAGUACUAUUAUAGAUGAUUCCAAAUGGAAAAGAUAUCAGUGACAUUUCUUCUUGUCAGCAACCAUAGUAGUUAUAUACUUUAUUAUAUAAAUCUCUCAUUUCUUUGUUUGGAAAGUCAGUCAGCUAUAGCUUUAAUUUUCAUGUUUGAAAAUGUUAACAUUGUGAAACUUUUAACUGACUAAUCCUUAUGAGGAGGGACCUAAGAGGAAGAAACAUCAUAGUCUACUGAAAACUUCAGUAGAUUCUUAUUGUGUUUUAUGAAAUCUUUCUCACUAGAACCAGGUAAUAUCUGUUCUAUGUUUGCAGGGUUCCAAAUACCAAAGCUAUAAGGACUUUUGUGGGAACUUGGGAACAGGUAUGUGAAGAAAUAAGGACUGAAAGCAACACUGUGUUUUGUGUUUUUUCAUCUUCCCAAUGUAGAGGUUGACACUCUGAUUAUAUGACUGUUGGUGGGUACACAUCAGGGCUGGAAUUGAGUAAACAACUCCAGGUACCUACAACUUAAAUCAUGCUUCUAAAGAAGUCAGCAGUAACUAUUAACUAAACAUGACUAGUAAUUUGGGCAACUUCAGUUCUCUGUGCGCUAGGGAGAGGAUUAGGCAAAUGGAAAGGAGAAGAUAACCCGACUCUUACGCAUAGGAUCAGAGAAGUCUCUGCCCUUGACCUUGGUUUUCCAUCACUUUUUAUCUCUGUCCAAUACCAUGGAAACUGACCUCAUUCUGGGGCUGAGCUAGUAGCCUUGUGACUAGAGAGCUGGUGUGGGAAUUUGCUGAGAAGCUUAAAAUUUUACAUUGCCUUAAACAGGGUUUUUUAUUGUUGAUUUUUUUUUCUUGUGCUCUCUAAAUUUGGGUGUCUUGUGACAGAGUUCUGGUCACCCUAACCUAAUUAUGGCCCCGCCAUUGAUUAUUAAAAGUGGAGCUUCCUCCCUACCCCUCCCCCCCCCCGAUUCAGAUGGAUUUUCUGACUUUGAAGGUAGGGAGAUAGCACAUAUUCCACCAGUUUCUAUAGAGCCUCUUUGAAAGCCCUGGAGAUGAACCCAAAGGAACCCCAAAUCCUAGAGUGUCUGUGUAUAAGCUCCUAAAUGUGAGGCCAUAAUAUUUAUUAAUACGUUGAGCGUGUGGAAGGAAACAUACAUAUAUGAAUCUACAAUUGCCAUAGCCUUUUUUCUUCCUAUCAUAAGAAAAUGGAUACUAUUGGUGUUACCUUCAGCCUAGUCUUGUCUUUUGAAUUUUUUUUACAUACACCUCAGAGAUGAGAGACUGAAGCAAAUGCAUGAAUGGGAAGCUCAUUCAAAUACAACAAAACCUCUGCUUGUCAUUGCAAUAAGAAAAAAAAAUAUAUGUGGUUCUGUUUCCUUCUAGUUUUCUUCUGGUGCCAGCAUUUCUGAUUUCUUCUAUCUCUAACAAAUAAGGAAUAAAUAACUUAUAAAUUGGCUUCUAAUACCUGUGAGCAUUUGUGUGAUAGCCAAAGCCCAUAACUAUUACUUUUUUAAAACAUAAAAAAGGAAUUAUAUUUUGUUUAUGGCCACUCAUUUACUACCUCCUCUGUGUUCUUGUUCAUCUAUACACAUUGUUCUGAACUUCUUUCUGAUUUUGCUUUCCUGUGAAACUGUGGGAUAUCAAUGUUGCAAAGUUGUGUAGGCGUUUCAGAGAAAAUACCCGCAUGUAUCGAUCAUGUCUCUUUCUGCUUCGAUGGUAGAUUUUCUCCAGAUAUUUGUCAUUGUAAAAGUGUAUGCUUCACAUGAUACCAGUAAACACCUACAGAUGUGGUUUUAUCUAGGGCAGAGAAAAUCAGGAGUCAAAUAUGUCUGUUUUUCUCUGCACAGUAAGAGAAAGGAAGAAUUGUAGUAUAUAAAAAAAAAAGGGUUUAACCAAAAAGAAAAAAAAAAGAAAAAGAUAAACAUCAGGGUUUUAAUUGUGAAGGACCAUUGGGAGGGAUCUGAGAAGGUAGCUAAGCAGAGAGCACACAGUGCAGUCCCCAAAAUAGAACCUUUGCAAACAUUUUAAAGGAAAUAUAGUGUCAUGCUGUUGUUAUGACUAACGAUGAGAGAUGCUGGAGGAAGCAGUGUGAGAGCCAGAUUGUGAGCCAAUUAGGGAGGAAAACAGAAGAGGGGCAUCCGUUCACCUACCAUGAACCCCCGCCCCCCGGUCUAAAUGCUUCUCCCCUUCCUGCCCCUCCACAAGUUGUGAUCUUGGUAUUUGAACCUGAGUAUGCAAAUACUCCUAUUUUCAUAUCCCCUUUUCAUUUCCAUUUUGACUCAUACUUCCAAAACAAGAUUAUCUAGAUCUCCUGUCAUUAUGAGGCAGCAGUAGUAAGAAGUGUCACCUUGAACUUGACCCUUUGAAACAUGGUCACCUUAUGCUAUGCAUAGUGAGAAUUUAAAAGCUUUAGUCCCCUGCUCCCACAAUUACUUCAGUAAGAGGCUUUUAUAUUAAUUAUGAUGUAAGCAGAAUUAGAUGCAUUUCCUCUCCUAUAUUCUAGCGCGCGCGCACACACACACACACACACACACACACACACACACACACACACACACACACACACACUUUGCGUUAUUUAUGCCCAUUGAAAAGAGAAAGAUGACUGACCUGGUAGGGGGUGGCAGAGGGUGCCUUAACUUUUUCUGGCUUGGCUCCCAGUUUCUUAUCUAUUUCCUUCAUGUAUCCGGGUCACUUUAGAGGUGUAACCAUGUCUGUUCCAAGUUGUAUCUUUACCAUCAGCAAGAACUCUUAUAAAUGUAGUGAAUGUGACUAUUUUAUAUAAAUGCACAAUAGCAUAUAGGCCUUGGAGACAUCUGAUAAUAGUAUGUAAAUAUCCCUUGUUGAAGUAGUAGAACCUUCUCAGAAGGAACACCUUAGGUGAUAGCUGCAAGAGGGUGCGUAGGCUAAGAAUGUUUUCUCCUGUGAAUUCUAGCAUUCAUGGAAGCAAAGAAUCAAUUUGCUUCUGUUUCUCCUUCAUUCUUAAGCGCCAAUCCCUUGGGCUUUCUUGUUGGUAGAUCCCUUCAUAAUAUACAGGAUUCACAAUUUGGAGUGAUUGAUAGCCACUCGGGUACAUCAGAGGCACUAGAAUGAAGACUGCGAGAACAGACAAGGAUAGCUCCAUUACAAAGAUUGCCUCAUUUUUAAAAAGUCUGGAAUAUUUCUAGAACUCUAGUUACCAUACAGCAUAGUUGGUCGGAAAAGCAUUGGUAAAGAAAGUUUCUCUUUGAUCUCUGAUAUGAUUAAUGCACAUUAUAUAUUAUUCUGCAGAUCGUGCAAGCUGUUUUUCAAGAGCAAAUUUGCAGAGUCUGGAGGUAAGAGAAAAAUAGAAAAAAAUCAAAUAUUCUUCUUUCUCAGUGUAGUCUGACUACCAGUCCAUGGUACAAUAAUUCUGGAACAGAUUUUAGAUUAUACUAUUAAAUGAAAUCACCUUUGAAGUGUACAUGGGAAUACUUCUUCCUAAUAAAGCCACAUUCCACUGGCAGGAGGUGUGGGGAAAAUCAGUGUUCUUUAUUUUUCUUUUAUUUUUUGUUGUUUAAAAAAGAGUUUCAAGUAAAAUGGAGCAGGUAAGAAAAACCUUAAUUGGUACUUUUGACAGUGUGACUUGAAAGAUCAGUACCUAUCUCUUGGUUCUGCUGAGUCAUUUCUUGCCACAGAAUCUAAAGGUGAUGUCAUAGGAGGAGGUUUGCUGUAAAAACAUGUCUUUUUCUUUGGUGUGUUCAUUGUAAUUAUGGCUGGUAGUGAGAAGGUUCAGUGAGUCUCAAUUUCUCUACCUCCCUUACUUGGAGAAAAUUUGGAAAUGUACCCUGUGAAUAAAAUGAUUUUUUAAAUAGCUUGUGAAGUCUUUUUAUUUCCCAGAAGCCUAUGGGUAAUCUUAUUCCCUUUUCUAUUCCUCCUUUAUUUUGUAUCGAUGUCAGCUACACUGAUAUUUUUUUUCUUCUUCUUCUGGAUGAAAACUCAUGCUGCUUAGUGAGAAAAUUACUUUAGAAAUACAGAAUUACAAAUUCUAUAAAUAGACUAUAAGAACACCAGUGGUACCUUUUAUGUAUGUGAAAGGAACUAUCUAUUGGGCAAAGUAAAAUAGAAAGAAAAUUGGACAUUUAUUUGGUAUGACAUAUGUACAUGAGUCUUUUCCAGCGAUAAAAUGUUUCCUUUAUGUAAUGAGUCAAUGUCAGUAAGUGUGUCCCGGAGAUAAUUUAAUAAACCCCUAACAAGAUUAAAAACA
This is a messenger RNA of Hipposideros armiger (great roundleaf bat), 8630 nucleotides long. RefSeq names its product ST8 alpha-N-acetyl-neuraminide alpha-2,8-sialyltransferase 1 (gene ST8SIA1). The coding region runs from base 142 to 726 and encodes 194 amino acids. Lineage: Eukaryota; Metazoa; Chordata; Mammalia; Chiroptera; Hipposideridae. The record is from RefSeq and is a predicted model, not a curated record. The transcript is spliced from 3 exons. Gene Ontology annotation, molecular function: alpha-N-acetylneuraminate alpha-2,8-sialyltransferase activity. Gene Ontology annotation, biological process: N-glycan processing; oligosaccharide metabolic process.